AUGGUGGAGUACGAAGCAUGCAUCAUGGGUAUCCGUGCAGCCAUUGAACGCAAAAUCAAAGUGCUAGAGGUAUAUGGGGAUUUUGCAUUAGUAAUUUAUCAGCUCAAAGGAAAAUGGGAGACAAGAGAUCCCAAAUUGAUCAAUUACCGAAAACUAGUUCUGGAAUUAAUUAAGGAGUUUGAUGACAUCACCUUUUGUUACCUCCCGCGAGAUGAGAACCAGAUGGUCGACGCCUUGGCUACAUUAGCUUCUAUGAUCAGAGUAAAUAAACAAGAGGAUGUGAAGCCUAUCCAAAUUAGCAUUUAUGAGGCUCCAGCCCAUUUUUACAACAUCAAAAAAGAUGAGGAAAAAGAUUAUCACCCUUGGUAUCACGAUAUAUUACGAUAUGUGAGAAAUCGCGAAUAUCCAGACCAAGCAACUGAGAAUGAUAAGAGGACGUUGAGAAGACUGGCCAGUGACUAUGUCUUGGAGGGGAAGAUCCUAUACAAAAGAAGGAAUGAUCAAGUACUAUUAAUAUGUGUGGACGUUGUUGAGGCUAAGAAAAUCUUGGAAGAAGACCAUGAGGGCGUCUGCGGAACACACGCUAAUGUUUCACAAUGGCCAGGCAAAUCAUGA
Gossypium raimondii (Peruvian cotton) is the source of this 615-nucleotide messenger RNA. RefSeq lists its product as uncharacterized. Gene Ontology annotation, molecular function: nucleic acid binding; RNA-DNA hybrid ribonuclease activity. NCBI's taxonomy places the organism in Eukaryota, Viridiplantae, Streptophyta, Magnoliopsida, Malvales, Malvaceae. The record is from RefSeq and is a predicted model, not a curated record. The coding region runs from base 1 to 615 and encodes 204 amino acids. The transcript has a single exon.